This is a messenger RNA of Cyprinus carpio (common carp), 837 nucleotides long. RefSeq names its product secretory phospholipase A2 receptor-like. The transcript is spliced from 3 exons. The record is from RefSeq and is a predicted model, not a curated record. NCBI's taxonomy places the organism in Eukaryota, Metazoa, Chordata, Actinopteri, Cypriniformes, Cyprinidae. Bases 61 to 825 code for a protein of 254 amino acids.
CUUAAUGGUAAGCAACAGUUUUGACAAAACUGUUGCUUAUUUACUUAUUUACUUUAACAGAUGUAUAACUUAUCUAUUACAAUAAAACAGGCAUACUUUUCCUCCAGAGCCAUGAUUUCACUGGCAUUAUUCUCAGGUCUCUUUACCCUCACACUGUGUGCCCCUCAGUUUGUCUUUGUAAAUGAGUCCAAGACUUGGGCAGAAGCUCAGAGAUACUGUAGAGAUAAAUACACUGAUCUGGCCACCAUUGGAAAUGAACAACAGACAGUCCAGUUGCUUGACACAGUGAAUGAUGAUUCCAUUGAUUUGGCCUGGAUUGGACUCUAUGAUGAUCUGAACAGUUGGAAAUGGACUCUAGAGGACAGUGAUUUCUUCAGUGUUGGAGAGAAAAACUUCAGGAACUGGUAUAACCAUGGACCAGGCAAUUCUGGAGCACAAAGUCUGUGUGUUUACAUAUAUUAUGGGAUAUGGUAUGCAGCAAGCUGCUCCAAUAGAUUUUAUCUAACGGUCUGCUAUGAUGGAAGAGAAAAUGCUAGCACAACUUAUGUUGUCGUUUACCAGUACAAAAACUGGACUGAAGCUCAGAGUUACUGCAGAGAACAUCACACAGACCUCGUCAGUAUCAGAAAUGAGUUUGAAAACUAUAAGAUCCUAUAUUUAUUACAAAAUUAUUAUUAUGCAAGUGUUUGGAUUGGACUGUACAAAACUGGAUCUUGGUCAGAUCAGAGUAACUCUUCAUUUACUUACUGGAGCACAAGGCAACCAGAUACUGCAGGAUCCUGCACUGUAGUCUCAUUCAGUGAUUCUGGAAAAUGGAAUGGAUGAAAACUGCAAUUA